CACAAUCCGAUAUAUUGUUUGUUUACGUCAAGGAAUCUCAGUGUAAGGACAAAAGCGAAGGGUGUGUGAGGGACAGGCUGUGCUUUCUGACUCCAAAGCGUGCCAGGCAGUUAUCUAUUGUUUCACGCUGUGAUGAUGGAAGACUGAGUGGGGAACUGGACGGCAAGAGGAUGUGUGAACGGAGGUCGGGUUGGGCCUGGCUCAUGACUUACUUUGUGUCGACUGAGAAGCAGUCGCGCGCUCUUUCUUUAUGGAGCUCCAUUCCAUGGUUUAUUGGUUGGGCGACCUUAACAGUCAUGGGCCCAGUCGUGGCUGUCAAGAUGGCAUAUAGAUUGCUUUAUGGAAUUCUUGCACGUGCAUUCUUCAGUGACAAAGCCCUGUGUGGAAAGGUAGUAUUGGUGACGGGGGCAAGUUCAGGUCUUGGUGAGGCACUUGCCCAUGAACUUUAUAAGAGAGGUGCCAGACUCAUUUUGGCUUCUCGAAACACAGAGAAAUUGAAUGAACUGAAGGACACCCUCUUGGCAACAUACAAGCCUCCGGAGCUCCAUGUCCCCACGGUGGUCAAGCUAGACCUAGAGGACCUCAACAGCAUCCCCACCAUCACGGAGGACCUGCUGAAGACCCAUGGCCAGAUUGAUAUCCUAAUUAACAAUGCGGGCAUGUCCUACCGGGGGGCGGUGGCGGACACGGAAGUUAGCGUCGACAUCAAACUGAUGGUGGUGAACUAUUUUGGACAAGUGGCUCUAACCAAAGCUGUCCUUCCUAGCAUGUUGGCCAGGAAGGCUGGGCACAUCAUGGCCAUCAGCAGCGUCCAGGGUAAAUUGGCCAUCCCUUACAGGUCAUGUUACACAGCCUCCAAACAUGCAGUACAAGGCUUCUUUGACUCUCUCCGGGCUGAGGUGGCUGACAGAAAUGUCCGAGUGUCAGUUAUCAGUCCAGGAUACAUAUCCACUAACCUGUCUGUAAAUGCAGUGACUGGUGAUGGCUCUUCCUAUGGAGCUAUGGAUACCACCACGGCAUCUGGCAUGAGCCCAGAGUAUGUGGCAGAGCAGAUUGUUGGGUGCAUCAUCAGUGGUUACGAAGAGCUUCUCCUGGCACCCUUCUCACACCGGCUCGCUAUCAUGCUGCGCACCUUCACCCCCUCAAUCAUUGCAAACAUCAUGAAGAGAAGAGCUGCUAAGGAGAAGGAUAUAUAUGUGUACAAAGAAGACUAGCAUAUAUGCAUUUUUUUUUCUUUCUUUUUUCUAUGGAUUAUAAUCACCCCUCCUUUUUUUUUUUACUUAAUCCUACAAUGUUUCUGACUUUUAAGUAUUUUUAUUACUUUCUCUAUUUUAAUCAAAGCCUUCAACCCAGUGUUGAGUUGAAUACUACUGUUGCUAUCAUAUAUUAUGAUUUCUCUUUACAGACAACUUGGUAUUUUUAUAUAAGUUUGUGAAUAUAUUUUGGUUAAUGAGUGAUUAUUAUUAUUAACUGAAGGAAUCAUCAAAGUUAAUUAGAAGUUAUUACAUGAUAAAACAAUUGUAAAUCUUAUUAUAAUUCAAAAUAGUGGUAUUAUUUAGGAGAAAGUCUGAUAAAAUUCAGGGAGCCUAAUCAUGUUUAUACAAAAGCAUUCAUCUUUUCAUUAGUGAGAUGUUAGUGUCUUUUCUAAAGGGCACUUUUGUUACUAGGAUAGUGCAGAAUGUUAUGCAACAUUUGAUUUCUGUGAAUGAGCACAACCUUUCUUAGAAAGUGAAUGUAAUGGGUUAUGAUUAUCAAGAUUUGUUUUGUGAUAGUUUCUAAGGAAAUGAAAUCAGCUCAUGUUUCUUUAUACAGUAUCCAAAGAACUAGUCCUCUACAAAAAUCUAGCAAUGUCUUCUAUAGAACAUAUAUAUUUUCUUCAUCUUUUCUCUUUAGGUAGCAUCAGUGGUGCUAAUUGAAUUAACUAAUAAGGAGACAGUGUUGCUUACACCAAUGGCAAGAAAGCAAUAUAACUUCAAAGGUCUAGAAAAGAUAUACUAUCUUAUCGUGUACAGAGAGAAGUUACAUUUUAAGGGUAUGCUUUGUGAAUCUGUUACCUAGUCACAGUGAGUGAAAAUUGUAUGGAAUAUUAUAUUUAACAUGCAGUAAUACAGAAUGUAUAAUAAUGAAUAUUGAUUAUUCAUGAUUUUUAAAAUGAUUUUAUCAAUGCUUUUUUUCCCUUUUCCAUAAAACUGAAAAAUUGCUUUGGUAAAAUAUAAAUUGUUCUCAUGUAUAGACUAUACAUAUAAAAUUAUAUUAUUUUUUAAAGGCUUCUUUUAAUAUAACUAUUAGCAGUAUCCAGUUUAUAUUGGAUAAGAAAGGUUGGACUGGUUGUAUAAUGAGUCAUUGUAUGCUUUCAGCGGCUUUAUCAAAUAAUGCAAGAAUGAAAGUUUCACAAGAUU
Molecule: messenger RNA, 2399 nt
Organism: Penaeus monodon (black tiger shrimp)
Lineage: Eukaryota; Metazoa; Arthropoda; Malacostraca; Decapoda; Penaeidae
Product: dehydrogenase/reductase SDR family protein 7-like
Cellular component (GO): membrane
Molecular function (GO): heme binding; electron transfer activity
Source: RefSeq, a predicted model, not a curated record